Messenger RNA from Sphaerulina musiva SO2202, 1150 nucleotides. RefSeq lists its product as uncharacterized. Lineage: Eukaryota; Fungi; Ascomycota; Dothideomycetes; Mycosphaerellales; Mycosphaerellaceae. The coding region runs from base 16 to 1113 and encodes 365 amino acids. The transcript is spliced from 2 exons. The record is from RefSeq and is a predicted model, not a curated record.
CUUAUCACGGAGGUCAUGUCCCUCAGCAGACCCCACGAGCAGCCUCUCAAGAUCAUGGCAACCUGGUUUAGCCUCUGUUCACUCCUGUACUUUCUCGUCUCCCCGCUUCCAGGCAGUUUCAUGACGUUAUGGCCGAUGGGCAUGAACAUCUUCGGCCUUUCCGUGAGGUGCAUUAAUUACCUGUGGCUCAAGGAUCCGAGCCAAUUCCAUCGCAUGCAGCAGAGUCCGAGCAUGGAUGCCAAGGACGAGAAAACGGGGACACAUGGGUAUCUGGAUGCUUUAGAUAUUGCUACCACAUUCCGAGGCGUGGGCUGGUCGUUCGAGGCCAAAGGUCUACCGCAACCGCAAGCCAUCUCACCCGUCGCAUUCGCUGCAUCUCAAGUCAUAGGGGCUUUGGGACGCUUCCUAAUCCUCGACUUUGCCAUUUCUUAUGCAAAUGCAUUCGUGCCCUCUUUGGACAAUGCCUCGAUACCACUUCGACUUGCAUUUGGAUGUCUUAUGAUGUUUUAUGUGCGAUGGUCAAUGGACAUCCCAUGCCGAGUGUUGUCUGCCAUUGCUGUCCUCUUUUUCGGCAGCUCUCCCGCAUCCUGGCCACCAUUAUUUGGCUCCUGGUCCGAAGCGUAUACCAUCCGUCGAUUCUGGUCUCAUACUUGGCAUCAAGGCAUGCGACUGAUUGCUGAGGCUCCCGUCAAUUUCGUCGCACAUUCCCUCCUCGGCCUGCAAAAGGGCACGUACGUGAGCCAGUGGGCCAAAGUCCUCGGCAACUUUAUGAUGGCCUUCCUCGACCACGCAUAUGGCCGAGUCAUGGGUGGAGGUGACGUGGUCUCCGACUGGAACAUGUUCAUUCUGCAUCCCAUUGCGCUCUGGAUUGAGGAAACGACGAGGGAAGGACUUGUUGCCUGUGGAAUCCUCGACAAAGACAAGAGGUCGAGAACGGAGAGAUAUCUCGGCUACAUCUGGGUGGGAGUGUUCAAUUGCUGGACCUUUUUGUACUUUAUGGAGGGUGCCAUUAGAGUGGAUGGCAAUGUCCCUGCGCUGGCAGACGGCUUGAUCGAGCCACCUUUUGGUGCAAGUUUGGUGGUACCACUUACCAGAUGGCUCGCAAGUAGGUAGAUAGCUUGUAGUUGACUGAUCAAUCGAGAAGAUGUAC